Molecule: messenger RNA, 3229 nt
Organism: Pantherophis guttatus
Lineage: Eukaryota; Metazoa; Chordata; Lepidosauria; Squamata; Colubridae
Gene: AZI2
Product: 5-azacytidine induced 2
Cellular component (GO): cytoplasm
Source: RefSeq, a predicted model, not a curated record
CUGAGGGAGUGAAGGGAGGAAAGAGAAAGAGAGACAUCGUGCAGCUGUGGGGAACUUUGGUUGAAGUUACAUCUGCUUCUGAGCUGCGAGGAGAAGACGAGAAGUCUAAGCUAAAGUGGGCUCUCUUUCUUAUUCACCCCACCGCAACGACCCUGUACUGUUAAUUGGUGCGUUCGGAGACGAAAGGGCCCCGCCCAUUUCUGCCUCGAGCUUGCUAGCUGCAGCUAUCAUGGAAGAAGUAGCUGAAGAUGACAUUGAUAUCCUGAAUCGUGAAAAAGCAGACACUCAUCACAGACAAGAUGGACAAUUUCCUAUUCCAGUGUUUUCAGGAGAAGAAUCAGUUGCUUCACAUUUUGCCCUUGUCACUGCUUAUGAAGAUAUUAAAAAGCGUCUGAAAGAGACAGAAAGAGAAAAUUCUUUCUUAAAGAAAAGAGUAAGAUUGUUAGAAGAAAAGCUUCUUGAAUCCCAUUUGGAAGAAGCAACAAGUUCUGUGGGUCGUGAGCAAGUUAACAAAGCUUAUCAAGCAUAUCGGGAAUCUUGUAUUGAACGAGAUAAUCUGAAAAGUCAACUGGAUAAAACGAUGAAAGAGAACAUGGAAUAUGUGAAAAUCUUGAAUGAGCAGUUGCAGUCUAAAGAAGUAGAACUCUUACAGCUAAGAACAGAAGUGGAAACUCAACAAGUGAUGAAGAGUUUCAAUUCUAACCCAUCUAACUGGGAAAUAGACAAACUGAACAAUGAGCUGAAGAUGCACAAUUUGGAGCUGGAUUUGGAGAAACUGAAGGAAGAAUACAACCAUUUUAGGAAAGAAAUGCAAAAAUCUGUUGAAUCCCAAGGAAGUUUAAUAAAUGGAGAGUUUAUCCAACAGCAAAAUAUCCAUAGUGAACGCAUUCAGCAGGUAUACAGGGAACUGAAGAGGGAGAUGUCUAAUUUGCAUCUGGUGACUAAAGUGCAAGUUGAGAUGCUGAAGAAACUGAAACUGAUUCCAUCUACAACUAAGAAAGUGCCAUCCUAUACCUCUGUUCAGUGUAUUGAAGAUCUUGAAAGGGAUGCUACCAAUCUCCACUUAGGUGCUUCUGGAGCAAUAUGCAAAAAUAGAUUACUUCAAACAAGUGGUGAUGUUUUUGGUACUCUUGCAUCAUCCUCACCAUGUACUAAUGAGAAAUUUAGCUCUGCAUGUGACUCUCCAUUUCUGGAACAUAACUCCUAUGGAAAAAAUUCUCUGGAAGAUAAUUCUUGGGUAUUUCCAAGCCCUCCAAAACCUAGUGAAACAGUAUUUUGGGAAAUGAAAAACAGAGUGACUCACUUAAACUUUCCAGGAAACAACUUGGAUCAGUAUAACCAAAAUUGCUUGCAUAAGAGCUAAGAACAGUAGAAGGAACUUGAAAGUAGUCCUGAACAAGGUCUUGUACUUGUUAGUAGAAAAUAAGUAAUAGAGUGGAGUAUAAUGGACUUUCAAGUUGGAUGAAAUUUUCCCUGUUAUCUAAACUUGAAAAACAGUGAGUCCAAAGGAAUAUGGUAAAUGAUCUGUUAUAUCCUCAAUUUUCUGAUUACACAUUGGCAGAUUUCUAAAAUAUUAAAUUGUGGAAUAAAACAAAAGCAACGUGAUAUGAAUAAUAUUGCUCCAAAGUAUGUUACAUUCAAACAUUUUGACAAGCCAUGAGAAGGACUUGUUUUUGGACAAGUUUUAAGUUCAGGUAAUUAAUAUAUUAAAUUCUGAGGCAGUCUCUGGCUUUUUAUUAAUGGAUAUGCUGAAAAGGAGCAAAUGAAUUGUGUAAAAAUUACUUUCAUUCCUUUUUUUCAAUUUAUCAACUUAUCCUCAUUACCCCAUGGUAAAAAAAAUUGAAAUAGGGUCAAAUGGAAAAGUUUCUUAAUGCUCCAGUAAAAUAUCUCAUCACUUCACAAAUAACAUUAUGUAUUUAUUGCUCCCUUUUGGAGGGAUUUCCUGUCUAAAAUGCUAUGAUUGUUUUGAGGUGAAAUAUCCAGGCUCCUUAAUACAGCUAGGAAGAACUGUAACAUUCCAAAUAAUGUAAUCUUUCUGUGAUUCCACAUUUCUGAUAUAUUCUAUACUAAAGAAGAUGCAUUUGAUCCAAAAUACUGCAUACAUGGUAACCUGGUUGUUUAACAGCACUGAAAUAAUUUUUUUUUUUUUUUAAUUUGAUUUAUAUGCCGCCCUUCUCCGGAGACUCAGGGCGGCUUACAGUGCGUUAAGCAAUAGCCUUCAUACUUUUGUAUAUUUAUACAAAGUCAGCUUAUUGCCCCCACAAACUGGGUCCUCAUUUAACCUACCUUUAGAAAGGAUGGAAGGCUGAGUCAACCUUGAGCCUUGGAGAGAUUCGAACCAGCAGUAAAUUGCAGGCAGCUGUGUUAAUAACAGGGUGCUUUAAACCACUGUAGUACCAAAGAUUUUACAUCUUUUCUGUCUCAUUUUAUUAGCAGUAAAUUUUGAUUGAACUCCUAUACCCUCAAAUCAGUAGAGAUGCUUUUACCAGCAUAUAAAUGGGUAGAUUUCUAACAGUAGUUUUAUGUACCUGGUAUUUGAGAUGCAGAAAGAGUGGGGGGAAAGGUACAAACAUGUACACUUCAUGUAUCCUGCCAUUUCUCAUUUGUUUCUGAAUGUGUUCUUGAAACAUGAAUACAGAAAAGUAAAGAAACAUGAAUACAGAAAAGUAAAAUCUAUAGUGGAAAAAAUAAUUGUAUGUUUCUGAAAGAUAAAAACAUCCCAUGUGGUUGUGUAGAUGAGCAGCACAACCAUAUCAGUGUUAUCUUCCCCUUCUUCCUAUGCAUUGCAUUUUGUAUAAUUCAGUACUGGUGCUUUCUUCCUUAUAUUAUUAAAGAGAAAAUAAUCUGAGGAGGGAGGUGAAAGUAUGGCAUUUUUUUCCUGUGUUAAUGAAUGGCACACAUAAUGUUCCUCAGAUUUAAAAAAAAUCUUGUCUUCUUCACAUAUCCUACCUUGUCUGUGAUUAAUGGAAAUGGUGUCAGAUGCAGGAAUUUAUUCUGACCAAUGAACAUAGCUGACUCAAGGGAGUACAAUCCUCCUGUAGAGUAAUAGAACAAACCCCAAUAUGCAUAUAAUAAAUCUAAGCCACUGACUUCAGCUGAUAGAACCAACUACCUGUGUAAUAAAAAGAAGUAACAGUAGCCAUUUCUGUGACUGCAUAGCUCUAAUGUUUCUCAGGACUGCUUUUUUGGAUUACGGAUUCUUGAAUAAAUUUCCAUUAUUCAACAUGCC